CUUGAUCUUUUAGUCCAUAUAUGGAAAUAAGUGCAGUACUGAGUGUACCUAUGACCAUAUAUGGAAGAAGAGCAAACAGGAAGUCGUUGCUAAACAUACUGUACAGUGCUUUUUGCACAUUUUACCGGAUAGAUGGUUCAUUUGGAUGCGUUUGUAAUCUUCUAACCGACUUACUAAACAACAUGACAGAAAUCCUAAAAGAACUUUCCGGAACAAUGACGGACUGACCGUUUGUUCUCCACGUCCUUAGAGAUACAGCAGAAUAAACAGCGUCUCUGAGGACUUCCAGAUGCUGCAACAGAAGCUGAAUCAGAUCAUAAUGGCUCAUCAGAUCAACCCCACCAGCAACGGCAUGUUCACCAGAGGACAGGUCACGAACGGUUCUCAAGGGACCGAUCAGCAGCUCUCAGCUGGUACACAGCAGACACGGGUCUCUCGCCGGGACACCAAACCGAAGACACUGAACACACCUGAAGACUCAAUGUACUACAACCUCCUCAACCAAUCUCUCCAGGAUGACAAGAAGAGGACGAGGAAGCAGAGCCCUAAGAAGCUGUUGGACCCUCAUGAUGAGUAUUACCAGAAUCUGAACAGCACAAACAGUACACCUAUAAGCACAGAGACACCAGAGACAACGGAGACACCAGAGGCAACGGAGACAACGAAGACACCAGGGACAACGGAGACACCGGAGACACCAGGGACAACGGAGACACCGGAGACACUGGAAUCCGAGAUCCUUGCAUCUGACACGCCCGGAUCUCCAACCCAGGACGGAACGCUGUCUGUGGAAAACGAGGACAACCCUUACGACUACAGGAAGCUGUUGAGGAAGACCUCUAUGAGAGGAAGGCUUAUCGAACAAAGCUAGACUUUGUUGUGUUCUGGGCUGAUGAUUUUUUUUUAUGUAAAUACAAAUGAUACAGAUGUUUGUAAGGCUUGUUGAGCCAUUCUGGAUAUAUAUAUUUAUACAUUUUUAUAUCUAUAUUUAUUACAGGACACUUAAAUACAGAGAACGGCGUAAAACAGCUAACGAGAAAUAAAUGCUAAUGGAAAUGAACUAG
Messenger RNA from Tachysurus fulvidraco (yellow catfish), 1064 nucleotides. It is a transcript of the gene myo3a, whose product is annotated as myosin IIIA. The record is from RefSeq and is a predicted model, not a curated record. Lineage: Eukaryota; Metazoa; Chordata; Actinopteri; Siluriformes; Bagridae. Bases 290 to 871 code for a protein of 193 amino acids. The transcript has 6 exons.